Microplitis demolitor is the source of this 879-nucleotide messenger RNA. Its product is annotated as RWD domain-containing protein 1. Lineage: Eukaryota; Metazoa; Arthropoda; Insecta; Hymenoptera; Braconidae. The transcript is spliced from 4 exons. Gene Ontology annotation, biological process: cytoplasmic translation. Gene Ontology annotation, molecular function: protein binding. The record is from RefSeq and is a predicted model, not a curated record. Bases 78 to 824 code for a protein of 248 amino acids.
AAAAAAAUAUAUAUUUUUAAAUUUCUUACUUGUUGUAUUAAUUGUUAUUAAUAAUAAAUAAGUAAUUAAAUAAUAAUAUGGAUUAUAAAUCCGAACAAAAUGAAGAAAUCGAGGCAUUAGAUUCUAUUUAUUCCGGAGAAUUACAAAUUUUAGAAACAGAACCACAUUAUAAAUUUAUACUGCCAAUAAAAAGUGAAGAGUAUGAACCAGAAACAAAUAACGGGCUGUCAUGUGAUUUAGAAUUUACAUAUACAUCUAAAUAUCCAGAAGAGCCGCUAGAAAUACGAAUCGAAAAUGCUGAAAAUUUUGAGGAUGAUGACGAGGAAAAAUUACUUGAACAUUUAAGUGAACAGAUGGAAGAGAACUUGGGUAUGGUUAUGGUAUUUACGUUAGUCAGCGCUGCCCAAGAAUGGCUAAAUGUACAAUGGGACAAAAUAAAAUUACAUCGUCAAGAAUUUGCUGCUAAAAAAUUAAUUGAAGAGGAAGAAGCUGAGAGGAAAAGGUUCGAAGGUACUAGAGUUACAGUUGAGACAUUUAUGAAGUGGAAAGAAAAGUUUGAUGAAGAGAUGGGUCACACUAAAAGACGUGAACUUGCAUUGAUCCAAGGAAAGAAAUUAACUGGCAGAGAAUUAUUCAUGACUGACAAAACAUUAAAUGAAUCUGAUCUCAAGUUCUUGGAUGAUGCUGAUGCUGUAAAAGUUGACGAAAGUUUAUUCCAAAAUCUCGAUGAUCUAGAUCUUAAUGAUAAUGAAGAUACUGAGGAUGAUGAUGAUGAUUCAUAUAGAAUUGAAUCAAUGCGUGAAUAUAUUGAACCUGUUAAUUGAGAAAAAUAAUUGUAUAUUUAUAUCUUUUUUUUUCUUUUUAUAAAAUUGUAUUAUA